Entamoeba invadens IP1 is the source of this 780-nucleotide messenger RNA. RefSeq lists its product as hypothetical. Lineage: Eukaryota; Evosea; Mastigamoebida; Endamoebidae. The record is from RefSeq and is a predicted model, not a curated record. The transcript has a single exon. The coding region runs from base 1 to 780 and encodes 259 amino acids.
AUGAGUGACGGGAUCAGAUGGUUCAACGGGAAAAUGGUGUUGUCGUUGGAGCAGUUGGACAUGAAGAAGAACGACCCGAUGCGGUUCAAGCAAAUGUAUACGCCACACCUUCUUGAAGAAGAAACUCGCGCAAAAGAGAAGGCCGAGAGAAAAUCGACGCAACACUCGCGAAGGAGUGAAGGUACGAAGCCGCGCCGGUCGUCCGACCCACACGUCCAGGGUGAGAAGCGUACUUCAGUCAAAGCCGUUGUCUCUCCUAAAGUUGUAAACAAACAAUUAUCUGAUGAGGAAAAGCUUCAGAUGCUCAAGCGUGGUAAAAGGGUAGCUGAUCCACUUGUAAUCGCAAAUGCUUUAGCGAAGAUGGAGAGAGAAAAGAAAGAGGCGAAAACGCGUGAAGGUCCAACUAAAAAAAGUUUGACGAUGAAGCGCAAAACAGCGCAAGCAGACGGCGAGGAGAUUUCAUUCAAAUCAGCACCAACAAAGAAACCAUCUGCGCCUCUUAUUCGACAAAGCAAACCCCCCGAGAGGUAUGAGAGUUACACUAAAAGUAGUUAUGGAGGGGCGUCUAGUUACACGAACACUUACGCUGAUAAUGACAAUUAUGACGAUCAUUAUAAUGAUAAUUCCAACGAUGGGGGAAGCGAAGAGGAUUUGGGAUAUGCGCAGUUGUUGAAUGAAGAAGCGGAGAGUGAUCGUAUUGGGAGAAGGGAAGAUGAGGAAGAAUUGAAGAAAGCGAAGUCGAGUGGGAAGAGGUAUAUUGAUGACGAGGACGACUUUUAA